Molecule: messenger RNA, 2011 nt
Organism: Erythranthe guttata (spotted monkey flower)
Lineage: Eukaryota; Viridiplantae; Streptophyta; Magnoliopsida; Lamiales; Phrymaceae
Source: RefSeq, a predicted model, not a curated record
GAAAUGGGGAGAGGAAAGUGGGAUUUUGGACUUUAGAAAGAGGAGUGGUAAGAGAAUUGAGUGCAUACGGUGAACCGAAAAACUCGACUUCGACAAAAGAACUCAAAAAUGUCUUGUGGCCUGGAAAUUCUUUUACGCGACCCAAGGGUCGGUCGAUCCUUACAACCGAAUAUCUCCGAGUCGGGAUUCCUUGGAAACCCGGAUACAUAGAAUUCGUUGAUGCGGAAUAUUAUCCAGGGACGAAGCGUGUAAACGCAACUGGAUUUUGCAUAGGUAUCUUCUUAGCUGCAUUGAAGGUGCUGCCUUUCUCUAUCGACUACGAUUAUUAUAUCUACAACGAUAGCUUAUUUAGUAACUGGAGUUACGAUUCCAUGCUUCAGAAGAUACCUCAGGUAAUUUGGUUUUGGAUUCAUUUUUUUCUCGACUUACGUUUUACUUAAGCAUCUCUUUCAUUCGGUUUGAAUUUUUUUCUCCUUUCGUGUAGGAAUAUGACAUGGUAGUGGCGGAUAUGACAAUUUGGGCUCCAAGAGCAGAAUACGUCGAUUUUGCGUUACCGUACUCCGAAUCGGGAGUCGUUCUUGUUGUGAAAAACAAGAAACCGUUCAGCAUGUGGACUUUCAUUACGCCCUUCUCGUGGGAUCUAUGGGUGGCCAUUAUCGGGGCAUGCGUUUUACUGAGAUUCGCUCUUUACGCGUCGGAACUCCAAAUAGCCGACACUAGUGAAGAACUAGCCGUUGGGCCACGCGUCGAAACACCUGGAAUGAAUCAUUUCUAUCCGAUUGAAUUUCUUGUUUUCCCGGAAAGUAAAAUUUUCUUGCUAUUUCUUACUUUUUUAUAUAAGAAAUUGCGUUUUUUUUUUCUUUUUUUUUUAACUUUCGUUUCCGAUUGUCGUUCGACAUGCAGGAAAUAGGGUAUCGAAUAACUGGUCGGUUUUCAUACUUGUUUGUUGGGGCUGUAUGGCAUUUAUACUGAUGCAGAGCUUCACUGCCAACUUAUCGGCCAUUCUAACUGUCGAUCAGUUGCAUUUCGAUUUUUCGGACGAUUACUACGUCGGUUAUCACACGGGUUCGUUCAUGAAAAAGUUUUUGAUGGAGCAGCUACGUAUUAGUGAAUCGAAGCUGAGGCCCUACAAGUCAAAUGAAGAAUUCAACGACGCUAUGUCUAAAGGAAGCAAAAACGGAGGCAUCGACGCCAUAUUCGACGAGAUUCCUUACAUGAAACUCUUUCUCAACCGUUAUAAAUCCCGGUACAAAAUUGUCGGACCCACUUACAGGACAGGCGGCAUGGGCUUUGCUUUUCCAAUUGGCUCUCCGUUAGUUUCACACUUCUCAAAGGCUAUCUUGAAUGUUACGCAAGGCCCGAAUAUGAAUAGCCUAGAGCUCGAAAGUUUCGGGCCGGGAUAUUCUUCGCAAGAUCCAUUAUCCUCCGUAAUCUCUCAAGGGGCAUCGGGCCUUACUUUUCAUGAAUUUGGAGGCCUCUUCAUUAUUACAGGUACACUUAUCGCAGUUGCUCUGAUCUACUCGAAGCGAGCCGCAUUUUGGCCUCCAAAUGUUUGUCCGUUGUGGGGCCCACCUUCUAAUGGAGACUCGACGCAUGCACUCGUCGUUGAAGACGAUGCCGCGGAUAUACCAAAUAAUACCAUAGAGCCCGUUCGACACGAUCAUCGUGUAGAAUUAAGUGAUCUGCGCGACAUCUCUGUAAGAGGUGUUUAUUUAUAUGAUUGAGUCCGUUGCGGUUUAUUUUUCCGUGACGAGCAAAUGAGCAAUGUAUAUAUAUAAUUGGAUUGGAUUGGUUUUCUAUUGGUUAAUUAAUUCGUUAGAGAGAAGCGAUUGGAGAUUUUAUCCAUUAUUAUUGCUCGAGUUUUAGGACCCCGUAUAUUCCUCCGGCGGAGGCUGGUGCACGUGUCACUGAAGUCGGAGAAGAUGCUGGGAAUAUUCCUCCUUUACAUGCUCGACUUAUCGGAGAGUCGGCAUAAAUCAAGAUUACUGCUGCUGCUGCUCAAAGUCAUGGA